This is a messenger RNA of Parasteatoda tepidariorum (common house spider), 1301 nucleotides long. RefSeq lists its product as uncharacterized. The record is from RefSeq and is a predicted model, not a curated record. Lineage: Eukaryota; Metazoa; Arthropoda; Arachnida; Araneae; Theridiidae.
UAUCUUUAUAAUCUGAAUUGGUGGAAUUUUGGAGCGAAAUUGAAGCAUAUUUGUUUUGAUUAGCUGCAAAUCCGAAAGUGUUCAUGAAACUUGAAUUUCAGAAAAUAAAAUACUAAAGUUAUUACUUUAAAAAUAUGUCUUGUUCUCUUGAUAAUGCUAUACCCUCAUUACUUUUCGAGCAUGCUUGUAAAAAUAGUUAUAAUAAUACAAUUGCUUAUAUUUUAAAUAAUGAAGAUUUUACCUCUCAAGUAAUUUCAAGUUGUUCUAGUUCAGAAGAUAAACAAGUCAAACCUGUUUUUAUAUUUAUCAAUCUAUUGAAGAAACUGAAUUCUUUGAAUAUUUUAUCUAAUAUUGAUAGUAUCCCUGAAGAGCUCUCCAAUAUUCUUUCUGUCAUCAUUGACUUGUUAGAAACAACUUAUCGUCAGUAUAAUUUUAUAUCACUGAAGAAGUUCUUUACUUUUCUGUCUGAACUCAAGCUUUUGGAUUUACUCAGUUUGAUUGUAAAAAAUGUUGAAUCUCCCAAAAUUCUCCAAAAGCUUAACCAACAUUUUCCUCGUUGGUCUUCAUCUUACAAAGAAACAGUGGAAAAGAACUAUAACAUUGAAAAUUCUAAAAUAUUGGACAAAGUGGAAGAAAGUCAUGCUCAGUGCCGCAGGCUAAUUCUUAAACUUGCUGUUGACUUAACAUUUAGAGCUAAAUAUAUGACUGAACAAUACACUAAUGAUGUAGACAGAAUUGUAAAGGAAUCCAUAUGUUAUAUUAAGGAAGCAAUAAAUGCUUUAGACUCAUGUGCUGGUUCUUCUUUAUUAGAAACUGUGGUUAAAGAUGAAGAAAAUGUAGCUGAUGGGAGAGAUUUAAGUGUGCAAUUACUUUUUGAAUAUGUCCAACCUGAAAUAACUGAUGAUGGCUUAGUUAAAUUCUUAGAAGAUCUUGAGCCAUCUCUAAAUUCUCAACCUACUGCUUCUGCCCUUACAUCUUGUCUUUCACCAUUUGAUUCUUUAAGUGAAGAUGAGGAUUCAGAUUUAAGUGAAUCAGAAUAUGAGCUUUCACAAAGUGGUAGUCAUCCAAUUAAUGGUAGCUAGAUUACUUAUGAAAGAAGAUAUAAAGUGCUGAAGACCAUAGAUUGUUUCUUGACGAAUGAAGGAUAUUAAAAGAACAAACAAUUUAAAGAAGAGUAUGUACUUAUAUUUUCCAUACGAUGUAAACAUUGAUAUUUCUAAAUAUCAGAAUUCGGUGUCUUAUUUUAUAAUUGCUUAAAAAGUUACACUUUGUAAAUAAACUUUCAAACAUGACAAAUGAAA